AUGGCUUCCGACGUUGUAGUUUCAAGCAUCAAAGUUAUGAAUCAAGAUCUUAUAAAGUUGGAUCGCUUUGAUGGAACCAACUACAUCAGAUGGCAAGAUAAUAUGACAUUCUUAAGUUCACUAUAUCCUGACUUAGCACUCAUUCCUAAACCAUCAGAAAAUGACUCUGAAGAAGUCAAGAAGGAGCGCAAGAAACGUAAGGAGGACGAACUGCUAUGUCGUGGACAUAUUCUGAAUAUGUUGUCUGAUCGUCUCUAUGACCUCUAUACUGACAAUUCGUCUGCAACAGAAAUCUGGAAAGCACUCGAAUUCAAAUUCAAGGCAAAAGAGGAAGGCACGAAGAAGUUUUUAAUUUCUAAAUAUUUUGAUUUUAAAUUUAUAGAUUGCAAGCCCAUUCUUCCCCAAGUGCAUGAGUUGCAAGUCCUCGUGAAUAAAAUAAAAGCGGUGAAAAUAGACAUCCCUGAAACCUCUCAAGUCGGUUCAAUCAUUGCAAAAUUGUCACCUUCAUGGAAAGGCUACAGAAAGAAAUUGUUGCACAAUUCUGAGGACUUCUCUUUGGAGAAAAUCCAUAAACAUCUUCGAAUCGAGGAGGAAUCGAAGGAGAGGGAUGAUGGAUGUGUGCGUUUGCGUCUUUUUUUCAUAAUAAACUUGAGAGUGAAGGGGUCAAUCUUCCUUCCCAAAUGGUGGAUUGAAGCGGUUAGUCUUCCUUCCACAAACACGAACCUUGGAGCAGUUAGUCUUCAAGUUCCAUAA
Molecule: messenger RNA, 753 nt
Organism: Lathyrus oleraceus (garden pea)
Lineage: Eukaryota; Viridiplantae; Streptophyta; Magnoliopsida; Fabales; Fabaceae
Exons: 2
Coding region: 1-753 (250 amino acids)
Source: RefSeq, a predicted model, not a curated record